Messenger RNA from Scomber japonicus (chub mackerel), 1799 nucleotides. RefSeq names its product leucine rich repeat containing 14B (gene lrrc14b). Lineage: Eukaryota; Metazoa; Chordata; Actinopteri; Scombriformes; Scombridae. Gene Ontology annotation, biological process: negative regulation of cell differentiation; negative regulation of apoptotic process; negative regulation of DNA-templated transcription. The record is from RefSeq and is a predicted model, not a curated record. The coding region runs from base 1 to 1590 and encodes 529 amino acids. Gene Ontology annotation, cellular component: cytoplasm. The transcript is spliced from 4 exons.
AUGGACACCAUGAAGUCACUGCGAUUCUUUGCAGCUGAAGCCUUCAUGCAAAGUGGAUCAAGUGCUAUAGAAAACCUCAACUGUGUGCCUUUUAACAUGUACCCGCUUCUCUUCAAGUCCUGCUACCUCCAUGAACAGGCUGACAUGUUGCAUGUUUUGGUCCAGAGAUGGCCUCUACCUGAGCUCAACCUUCAAAGACUCCUGGGAACGACUGCUGACUGUCAGAUCGACCUUACCUCACGCACCUGCCGGCUUUGUCUGGAGGCAAUUAUAACUGGCUUAAAGGAGUAUGUGCUGUCUCCUCCAUCAACUUAUGCCAAGAGCCUCCAUGUGGUGGACCUUACUGCCUUGAAAGACGUUGAGCACCAGGCAUGCCCCUGCAAGUCCACCCUGGGUCGAUGGGCGAGAACCCACCUCCUAACACAAAUGUGCUAUGAGACCAUGGUAGCUAUGCAAGCCAGCAAUGUGUUCCAAAUGGCCUCUGAAACAACUAUUGAUGUCCGUCUGAAUGGCUUUGUGACAGGCCGCAACUAUGAGAUGGUGUCCCAGGCAUUCCUCCUCCUCCGCUACUGUCCUCUGAAGCUUCGUUUCAUCAGUUUUCGGGCUGACUCCCUAGCUCUCAAGCAGUUGUUUUAUGUUCUUAAACUAGCAGAGCCUGAGUCCAUUACAAAACUGGAGAUGGUCCACAACGUUCCCCUAGAGGCUCCACACCUGGAGGUGUUGCUGUCUAGGGUGGAAUUCCCCAAACUGCAGUCUUUGACCCUGCCAGCUGGGGCAUUGGAUGUUAGGAGGUUAGGCUCUGAUGAUGAUGAUCUGCUGGCCACGAUCGGCAACCUGCUUGCACAGGUUCCCAGUCUGACUGAGCUCUAUGUUGGUUUUUCUACUCUCACUGGACACCUACGAAGACUUCUCAAUCCUCUCACCACUCCACUAAAAUGUUUGGAGUUGGCCAACUGCUGCCUGAACCGUGUGGACAUGACGUACUUUUCCAACAGCCUCCACAGCGAAGAUCUGGUCCGCCUGGACAUCAGUGGACACAACAUCUUUGGCUCCUUCUCCACAUCUUUCCACAAACUGCUCAGCCGUUGUAAGGCCUCAUUGGCAAGCCUGGUCAUAGAAGAAUGUGACAUAGGUGACGAGCACAUGGACGCCUUCAUCAAUGCUCUGUCCUGCUGUCAAGCACUGGAGGAGCUCAAAAUCUUAGGAAACCCUCUGACCUCUGCAGCCAUGCGUCGGUUGUUCGCCACACUAUCUGCAGGCUUUCCAAAGUUGAAGUACAUAGAGGUUCCAGUUCCCCGUGAAUGUUACUCUGAGGAUGUCACUUACCCACUUGACGAUACGGUCCUGCUGCAGUAUGACAGGGAGUUGUUUCAGGAAGUCAAGGGCCAGCUGAUGGGGAUCCUGGCAGGAGCUGGGAAAGGGAGUGUGGAGGUGUGCACUCCACUCAUGGGGGCAUACGAUGCGGACAUUAAUGAAACCAGUAAUGAGCUAGGGGUGUCCAUGUUAAAGUCUUUUAACAAUGUCAUUGGGAACUUUAUAGGUACCAUAACUGACGUGAACAACAGGAGAUCGCAAUCUCAAAAUGACUGAUGAUAUUGACAAUGGAGGGAUAAAAAUAAAUGGACUAAUGACUAGAGUAGGGCUCGCACAGCUUGUUCAUGAAUCUAGAUGUUUGUAUAAACCAGACCUUGAGUCUUGAACCUUGUAGGGAGGUUCAUACUACUGACCGCAGUAGACACGGAAGACUUGACCUAACUUCAUGCUUCAUAACGUUUUUUUGUGCAACGGAAUGUUGGUUA